Messenger RNA from Leopardus geoffroyi (Geoffroy's cat), 2756 nucleotides. It is a transcript of the gene TMEM106A, whose product is annotated as transmembrane protein 106A. The transcript is spliced from 8 exons. Lineage: Eukaryota; Metazoa; Chordata; Mammalia; Carnivora; Felidae. The record is from RefSeq and is a predicted model, not a curated record. Bases 571 to 1359 code for a protein of 262 amino acids.
UGGGGCGGGCCUGGAGGAUCUGGGGCGGAGCCUCCCCAAGCACGGAGUCAAAGCCUGGGGUUAGCCCCUGGGCUCCCGCACUUUCGAUUCUGCUUGCAUCGGUUGCUGACGUCCGGGGGUGGGGUAAGGCGCUCCUAGACCUUCCUUCCUUUCUAUCCCUUUGGGAGGCAAGGGUCGAGGAACCUUGUGUGUCUCCUAGCCUCACGCAGGCACUCGCGGGUAACAGGCUCGACUAACGGCCUCGGUGUCUGGCCGUUGAAAUUCUCCUUCAAUGAAGUCCCAGCUUCUGCGCUCCCCAGCUCGGGCUCCUGGCUGAGCCCCGGAAUAGGGCAGGAAGCGGCUUAGCCCUCUGAGGAGGCCGGUGUCGCUGCUCCGUCCUCCCUCCAACGUGGGCUGUUCGCUCCCCCAGGCCUCUGCUGAAGGGGGCCACUAGCCUGGCCAGCCCCAGCCGUGGCCUCUCUGGUCACCCUACCCUACAAGCCCUUCUCUCCAAAGACCAUUCCAGAAAUCUCACUCUUGGCUGACAGGAGCCCUGGAUGCCAGACCUGAACCAGUGAAAACUCCCCCUGAAUGAUGGGUGAGACAUUCUCCCAGUUGGGUUCUCGGGAGGAUGAGAACAAAUCGAUCCUGCCCCCCAGCCCAGCCAUUGGCAACAAAGCUGCCUGCUACUCCAGCAUCCGAAGCAGCAAGUCUUUCUGUUCCUGCAUGCCUCGUGAAGGAACUGCCGGUGCCAGCUUUGUGACUUGUCCCACCUGCCAGGGCAGUGGGGAGAUCCCAAGAGAGCUAGAGAAGCAGCUAGUGGCGCUCAUCCCCUAUGGGGACCAGAGGCUGAAGCCCAGGCACACGAAGCUCUUCGUGUUCCUGGCAGUGCUCACCUGCCUUAUGACUUCCUCCCUCAUCAUCUUUUUCCUGUUUCCCCGGCCCAUCUCCGUGCAGCCUGCAGGCCUCAACUCCUCCACAGUGGCCUUUGAUGUGACUGAUAUCAACCUCAACAUAACGAAUAUCUUAAACAUCUCCAAUAGUAACUACUACCCCAUCACCGUGACCCAGCUGACCAUCGAGGUUCUGCACCUGUCCCUCGUGGUGGGGCAGGUCUCCAACAGCCUCCUCCUACACAUCGGCCCUUUGGCCAGUGAACAGAUGUUUUAUGCAGUGGCCAACAAGAUAGGGGAUGAAAACACCUACAAAAUCUGUUCCUGGAUGAAAAUCAAAGUCCACCAUGUACUUUUGCACAUCCAGGGCACCCUGACCUGUUCCUGCCUGAGCCAUUCAGAGCAGCUAGUCUUCCAGAGCUAUGAAUAUGUGGACUGCCGGGGAAACGCGUCAGUGCCCCACUUGCUGGUCCCUCAACCGACGUGACCUGUCUGCUGCCCCCAAACUCCAGGCCGCUGCCAGCCUGGGCUGGAUCUCCCAGUGCCUAAGUGACUUUGCCAAAGGAAAAGCCCUGCUUUCUUAUACCUCCCCCGCCACACAUACCCCCUCAGCACAGGAAGCUCUCUGUGGAAGUUAACUUUACAGACGUGCGCACACGCAUCCCCUGAUGUCCACAAAAAAAGAAGUUUGGUUCUUCUAGGGGUUUUCCCCUUGGUCUGUCUUGAGGAAAGUCUGACCUGAUGUUCUUCAGAGCUGCUGUAGCAUCCCUUGAGUGGCACCUGCCCUUUCAGUGCUGAGCACCUUGGUUGCCCAACUUCUCUAGGGCUGGCCUUCCUCCUGCCUGAAUGAGGAAAGCUUUAAUUUUAUCUGGGUCUUAAAACAUGGAUCUUUUUUCAAGUUCUCCACCCAGGGAUGGGAUUGGGACUUGAGGGACAUCCGUGCUGUCUCAUGCCUCCCUGCUUUGGUCAUGUGACAAAGUGAUGGUGAUGGUCUGCUUCUCUCCUGGUAACUUGUCCCCUCACAGCAAGAUUGGCUAAGGCCCUUUGACCCUGCAUCCUCCCUGGUUAAAGACUGUUCCUGUUCCUAGGAAGACAGAGCCAUUCUCUGGCUAAAGCUCUUCCUGCCACAAAAUAGUUUUAUUAUUCUCGCCACAGCCGGAGCCAAAGUAGUAGGGGAGGAGAAGGAGGCACCCCCUCUGCCUAACUAAGAAAAAUGGAGAUGAAACCAGAAUCAUCUGAUAAGUUGUUUAUUGAAGGAAAGUUUCUGGCUGGUGGUGAGGCGACAAUCCUGAGUCCAUGUGGGGACACGGGUAGGUCAAAUGGUGGUCCUGGCUGCUCUCCCAUGAAAGCCUGCAGAGGUGAAGCUAUCGCGAUUCUCAAGAUUCCGCAAGCUGCUGGGUUGUGCAGCAUCCCUGGCUUAGUACCAGGUCCCGUCCUGCGCACCCAGAGUCCUCUGCUUUCCUUCAGGAAUUGACAGUAUGGAGCUGGAUAUCAGUAGGGACUGGUCUUGACCUCGCCUCUUUGCUGUCGCUCAGAUGAAGCUAAGUCCCAGAUAACCCAAUUUCCCACUGGGCUCCAGGUGGAGGCGGUUUGUUUUGUAGUUGAGCCAGAAUGGUAAUUGCUCCCUAAAGGCGGCUGUGGUUUUCCUCAGGCAGGGAGAUGAACUUAGGUGGUGGGGAAAGUGAAUGUGAAGCUGGAUGGCUGGAGAGGGGGAAGUGUCACAGCACCUGGCUAGUUGGCUGGGGGGGGGGGGUGGAGUCAAGAAGGUGCCGGCAGGAGCACAGAAGUCCAGAAAGGCCAGGCUGGAGUUUCUGCUGUAUGUAGGUUGCCGAAUGUGUAGGGUUUAUAUUGUAUUCAAUAAACUGUACUUGACAGUGUUAAAAA